Messenger RNA from Doryrhamphus excisus (bluestripe pipefish), 2751 nucleotides. RefSeq names its product FAST kinase domains 2 (gene fastkd2). Lineage: Eukaryota; Metazoa; Chordata; Actinopteri; Syngnathiformes; Syngnathidae. The record is from RefSeq and is a predicted model, not a curated record. Gene Ontology annotation, biological process: regulation of mitochondrial mRNA stability; mitochondrial RNA processing. Gene Ontology annotation, cellular component: ribonucleoprotein granule; mitochondrial matrix. Gene Ontology annotation, molecular function: RNA binding.
AUGUGUUCCGGGAUUACGGGGAGAAAAGGGGGCGGACAGGAAGGGACGUGUGAGAGCCCCGUGUUGAAGUCGGCCAGAAGAAGAGUUUAGUGUGGGUUACGGGUGUGAUAGUAGACCGUUGUGGUGAUUCGUUGUGUUGUGGUGUUUCAAUUUUAAAAAGGGCUGUUGUUCCUUCUAUGUGGUUUGGUGUUUGUGUUGAGCGCAGUGUUACAAUACGCAUCACCACUCCUCGCCAGAUGGGGCAGUAAUGUACCUAAUAGUUAUUUGUCAACCGACCGCCAAUGCAAGAAGAAGGUUACAUGUAGUACCGCCUCUUCUUCACAUGUGUUAUGCUAGCGUUAACGUCAUGACAACUAUACAAACGUUAUUGGUUGUUUCUGCGAAAUGAGCUUGUUGUUUUAUUACUGAAGCGAGACUGGCUGCUAAUAAUAAUCAUUUAUUGCUUUUAGCAAGGUAGGUAGUUUUCCCAUAUAACAGCAAUCACGCCAUUCUACUGAGUACUGACUGCUUGUUGACCUUGCUAGCAAUUCUAUUGAAGUAAAUGGGGAUAGGCAGUACUGUACUCUUGAUGUGUUUCACCGAUAUUGCCAAUUUGACACCAUGUGUAGUAUGUUGAAUUAAUUAGUAAGGCUAUAUAUAAGGUAAACUAUCAUUAGUCCAAGUGUUGUGAGUGACACAGGGAGUCAUGAGGCGGUCUCUUCACUACUGCAUCUCGCAAUGGAAACAAUACAGUUUGGUGUCAGCUUCAGCCAAGAACUCAUCUUUGUGGAAUCUACAGUCGGCACACACUCGUGGCACAAGACAUAUUCAAACACCAAUGGUUGCAAGUCUACACAGUGCAGAGAGGUUCCACUCACGGGUUUCCCAUUUGGGACCAGAGAAGAAAGAGCAUCUCCCUAAUCCAUUGGUUAGUGCCUCAGCUGCAGAUGAGCUCCAAUCCCCCUCAAGCCAGACACAGAGGAAUUCCAUGUUCCUCGAGCACCUGCAACACUGCGGAUCCCCGUCGGAUGUGCUUGACCUUCCCUCCCAAUACACACCCCAACAAGUCAGCAACUACUUGAUGCAAAUGUGGACCAGCAUAAAGAAGAUGUCUCAUGAGCAGCGGCGCUGUGAGCUGCAGCUAAUGUUUGAACAUCCCGCAUUUGAGAUGCUGCUAGAAAACGCCAAGAUGAAUGUGGGCUCCAUACGAAAUGACAACUUGGCUUACUCUCUGCUGGCUAUGGUGAACCUGGGGGUGCCCCAACGCAGCCGUGUGGUCCAGACGUAUCUGCGUGCAUGCCAGGAGAAGUUAAAUGACUUUGACGAGAAAAGUCUGUCAAUUUUGGCCACAGUUCUGGAAGACAUGGAAAGAAGUCCCAACGUUGAUGCACUGAAACACGGCUUGAGGAUGGUAAUUGAGGCCCGUCUUCCCCAGAUAACAAAUGUUGUGGCGCUCCAGACAGUGAUGCGUCUCUUGGGUAAAGAUACAUCGCUUGACCUCAAACGAAAACUGGAGCAAAAAGCCUUAUCGAUGACCGACCAAUUCAGCCCCCCCAACACACAUUACAUGAUCUCCACCAUGGCCAAGAUGGGCUUCUAUUCCAAACCACUGCUGCAAAUUUGCACUCAGAAAAUUACAGACAGAAUCCACGAAAUCCCAUUUAACAGACUGCUAACAGUGCUGCAGUCCUUACGGGAGCUGCGCUACAGAGAUCAUGCUCUCUUUACCACCAUCUCCAACUACAUCGCCUCCACAGUAGACAUUUGGUCCCAAAAGGAGAUCAUCCUCUUCCUGUCCGCGUUUGAGAGCCUGGCCUUUUGUCCUGCAGCCUUAAUGGCGGCAUUUGCCGAGAAGGUCAUCGCCAACCCAGGCGCUCUGACGCUUAAAGACCUUCUCUGUGUCCUCAAGGUGUACUCCUCUCUUAAUUGUGACCUGCAACAAAACAGAGAGGCGUUCCUGCAAAGUAUCAGCCAGGCUCUGGACUCCUACCUGGCCAAGAUGUCUGCUUAUGAUUUGUUAAAGACCUGUUAUUAUCUCUGCCUUCUUGGCCACUUCCCAUCUGCACCGCUGGAGAAACUUCUGCAGGGUAGCACACUGGAGGUCCUGAGAAGCAGAGCCGAGAAGCAGCUCAGGAGACAGGACCAAAUGUUUCAGACGGUGCACCUGUGCCUCCACCUGGACCAGCCUGUCCUCCCUCGGCCGCUGAGUGUCCCACCACCUAUGUUGGGAGAUGUGCCAGCCAACGAGGCACCAGUCAAACUCUUGCAGCUCCUGCAGCGGUUGUUUGGUGACCAAGAAGAUGUAGCACUGCAAGAAAUGGUGGUGGUGGAGAACCUCUACUCCAUAGAUGCUGUUAUCAGCAGACCUGUGGCAAACCACAGUGAGGAAACAUGUUCACAAGCAGAGCAAACAGAAAGAAUUGCAGUGCUGUGCCCAGCUUCCUCUGCCUUCUGCUUUGGCACAUCCACACCUCGCGGCCCGUUGGCUGUCAAACUUCGCCAUCUGAAGGUUUUAGGAUAUUUGCCUAUUAUGAUAACAGAACCAGAGCUCAAGUCGGAGGAGAAUGCAGCAGAGCUUCUCAGGGAACGGAUCUUUCCGGAUAGACGAACCCUGAGCUCCAAAACCAGCAGCUGAUCAUCAUGUUGGACAUAACCUGUGAUAUCACUCCUGUGAUUCUGUGGUUGUACUUUAUCUUUGAGUAUUUUGGAUCCAUUUAAUGGAUGAGAAGCUGAGGUAUUGACCCAUCAAUAAAAUUUGAUGUGCCCAACUCA